Molecule: messenger RNA, 1716 nt
Organism: Quercus lobata
Lineage: Eukaryota; Viridiplantae; Streptophyta; Magnoliopsida; Fagales; Fagaceae
Exons: 4
Coding region: 1-1716 (571 amino acids)
Source: RefSeq, a predicted model, not a curated record
AUGCAUAUAGAGAAGAAUGUGAUGGACAAUAUACUUGGCACUUUGCUGAAUGUGAAGGACUGGACAAAGGAAAAUUACAAGGCACGCCUUGACUUGGCGAAAAUGGGAAUAAGGAGAGAACUCCACCUACAGCGAAAAGGUGAUGAUAAGUAUAUGAUACCGCCUGCGUGUUUUCAUAUGACUGCAUUGGAGAAAGAUGGUUUCUUGCAAGUUUUGCGAGACAUAAAAGUGCCCGAUGGAUAUGCUUCCAACAUCUCCCGCCGUGUCAACCUCAAAGAACGUAAGAUUUCUGGUUUAAAGAGUCACGAUAAUCACAUCCUGAUGCAACAACUCCUUCCAAUUGCUUUACGAGGAUCUUUGCCAUCGCAUGUUAUUAGGCCUUUGAUAAAGUUAGCUUGGUUCUUUAGGAAAAUUUGUUCGAAAACCCUUACGGUGUUUGAUAUUGCGAGUGCUGAGGCUGACAUUGCAGUGACGUUGUGUGAAUUGGAAAAGAUAUUUCCUCCAUCUUUCUUCACUGUGAUGGUACAUUUGGUCAUGCACUUGCCUACUAAAGCCAAGAUUGGUGGUCCAGUUCAGUACCGUUGGAUGUACCCCAUUGAGAGGUACCUCUCACGCCUUAAGUCUUAUGUAAGAAACAGGGCUGCUCCAGAAGGGUGUAUUGCCGAAGGCUACAUAGUGGAGGAAUGUUUAACGUUUUGUUCACGGUAUAUGGAAGGAGUUGAAACUAUAUUCUCACGACCCACAAGGACGAUGGAGGAGUCAACAGGGGUGGUUUCAAGUGUGGCACUAGAAAGUAGGGAAUUGACCCAAGCUCAUCGCUAUGUGCUAUUCAAUUCCGAGAACAUUUACCAGUUUCGUGAGAUGCACAAAAGUUUGACGAAGGAUGAACUUCAAAAGGGCCACUAUCGUAUAUCUAAUGCUACUAUUCAUAAGCACCACAUGGAGAACUUUUGUGGCUGGUUUAGAUCUCACGUGAUGUCAAUGACUGCUGCUGAUAGGGAAAGAACUGGACUUAGUGAUACACUUGUCACGCUUUCGAAAGGGCCAUAUACUUCAAUAAAUCAGCUGAAACAUUAUGUCAUAAAUGGGUUAAAAUUUAGGAGUUCGAAUGUCGAGGGAAAUAGAAAAACGCAAAAUAGUGGAGUUAGUGUUGCCACUGAAGGUGGCAAUAUGUACUAUGGUGUGUUGACAGAUAUCAUUGAGUUGAAUUAUUCUGGCAAUAUCAAACAUGUGUUAUUCAAGUGUAAAUGGGUUGAUGAUCAAAAUAGGAGGGGAUAUAAGACUGAUGAGUUUGGGUUUCCUAUGGUGAAUUUUAAUUAUUCCAUACAUAGUGGGGAGGAAAUGGUGCAUGAACCAUAUGUGUUGGCGUCUCAAGCUAUACAAGUUUUUUAUGUUGAAGAUAAAAGGCAGAAAGAUUGGUAUGUUGUCGUUAAAAUGAAAGCCAGAGAUGUAUUUGAUGCAGGUAUUGGGCCCCAUUGUAAUGAGGAUGACACGGAUGAGUUUCUUGAGAACAUCCCGUACUCUGUCACUAGUCCUGAUGUUGGUAGGGAUGACCUUCGUUGGGGUCGAGAUGAUGUGGAGGGAAUGACAAUUGAUGCCUCUAUCAUUGGUCCAAGAGAUCUUCCUGAAAUGGACGACUUGGAUGAGUGUGAGUUCAUUGAUGAUGACUCCAACGAUGAAGAUGACAACGAAGUCGAUUACAGUGAUGAUGAGUAG